This is a messenger RNA of Colletotrichum graminicola M1.001, 1074 nucleotides long. RefSeq lists its product as uncharacterized. Gene Ontology annotation, molecular function: zinc ion binding; nucleic acid binding. Gene Ontology annotation, biological process: nuclear DNA replication; mitotic DNA replication checkpoint signaling; mitotic DNA damage checkpoint signaling. The transcript has a single exon. The record is from RefSeq and is a predicted model, not a curated record. Bases 1 to 1074 code for a protein of 357 amino acids. Lineage: Eukaryota; Fungi; Ascomycota; Sordariomycetes; Glomerellales; Glomerellaceae. Gene Ontology annotation, cellular component: nucleus; spliceosomal complex.
AUGGCCGACGUCCGAUCACUCCUCCGUCAGCAGCGCGCUGCCAGACGAAUCGAGCACCCUCAUGCUGCCUACUCGGAUGCGGGCAAGCUUCUUUGCACCCUCUGCCACGAGCCAAUCAAGACCGAAUCACUUUGGGACUGCCAUGUCCGCAGUUCGGGACACGCGACAAAACUCAAAGCUGUACAGAAAGCAUUCGCCGACACGGACGGUUUGGCAGCCGCAGAUAGUGCGCCGUCGAACAAGCGGAAGCAUGACUCGGAUGAGGAUAUGGAAGAAGAGGAUACGGCAGAUUCUGUACGGAAGAAGCGAAGCAAGACCAAUAUGAGCAGGCCUGCACGAUUGUCCCUCGGCGAGUCGGAUCGAGACUCCAAGGAACUGACUCUCACACCGCCGCCGCUGAAUCGUCGGACGUCGACAACACCUGUUCAAGGCGUCGAGAUCCAGAUUCCCUCGCGGCCUCAUACGCCAGCGUACAAGGACGGGGCAUCUUCGAACUCAACACCCUUGGUGCAGCCAGUCGGUCCCUCGCCGCUGAUUCCGCAGGAGCCGACGUUGGGAAGCGCGAUUGCAGCAGCACCACCUGCACAAGAGAAUGGCGCAAGGUCGAAAGCUGGGUCGAAUGGAGUUCAGGUGGAUGAAGACGAGUGGGCGGCCUUUGAAGCAGAUAUUGCAGCAGCCACGGCGCCAUACUCGGAAGAUGCCGUGAUUGCUGCCCCGGCCAUGACGGCGGAGGAGACCGCGGCGGCGGCGAAGACCGAAGAAGAAGAACAAGAGAAGAGGCGUCUUGCUGCCGAGAAGGACCUCAUGGAUGAGAAGGAGGAAGCUACAAGGGCUUUAGAGACGGAGUUUGAGGAUAUGGAGGAGCUCGAAGCCCGAGUUCGAAAGUUGAAGGAGAAACGUGAGGCAUUGAGGAGACAGAGCGAUGCGGGCGCCGCCGCGCCUGCUGAUAAACUCAUCAGCAAGGCUGCUGAAGCUACUGGAAAGGAGAACAUAGAAGCGGUCCGUGAGGAGGACGAGGAUGAGGAUGAGGACGAAGAUGAAGAUGACUUUAUGGGCUUCCGCUAUCGGUCAUGA